Alligator mississippiensis (American alligator) is the source of this 2216-nucleotide messenger RNA. RefSeq lists its product as uncharacterized. The record is from RefSeq and is a predicted model, not a curated record. The coding region runs from base 559 to 1176 and encodes 205 amino acids. NCBI's taxonomy places the organism in Eukaryota, Metazoa, Chordata, Crocodylia, Alligatoridae. The transcript is spliced from 2 exons.
GGAGCCUGCCUGAGCUGUGUGGGGGCCCCUUACUGUGGUAAAAAUACAGCAUAAUCUAUACACCCUGCUUUUGUAAUUGCUUAUGCACGCCGCAUGUUUUUACUCUCGCUUCCACACUUAUCACUAAGACAAGUAGACUAACAAUUGAUUUACGAGUAGAACUAAAAUUCUGCAGAUGGAGCCAGGAACGGAUGCAAUAAAUAAUUCCUUACAAGAGAUAAGCGAAGAGGGACAGGGAAAAAUGUUGAUGCAAAGAAAUUGUACCCUGACCGAAGGAUGACCAGAGGGGCUUAAGAACUGCCCCUGGGAGGGGAUUUAAGAUGUAAAUGAUACAUGUAUGUAAACCGUCAUAAAACAUGUAACUGCUAAGACAUACAAUGCAAGACGUAAUGCUAAGUCUGCCAAUAAUUGCACGACACGUUGAAAUCUAUUGUUUACAUUGGCUAUAAAAAGAAGCUUCAGACACAGUUUGAGGUCGACUCUGAUUUGAGCGACUCAGCUCCCUGGUCAAUCUGUUUGCAAACAAAUAAACUCGAGUUGGACCCGGCCUGAGUGUGUAUGACUCUCUCCUUGAGGUGUAUUGGAAAAGCCUCCAGGGGCACGAAAAUGCCGUUUGUGCAACAAUUUGGCAAGCCAGCCAGGAGUUGCCCUCGGACCACCUCGGGGUCGUACAACAAGAAAGGAAAAGGGGUCUGUGGAGUGGCCACCAGACCGCUUUUGGAGUCUGCCACGGGCACCGGGAACGUGAGUCGGGACACCCGGGAGGUUAAAGGCUCUCCAUUGAAUGAGUCAUCCAGGCUGAGUGGGUCCAAAGAGAAGGUGCCAGGGCAUUGGCAGAGUUUGCUGCACCUAUUCCAGAGUCUCCCGCUUGAUGCGCUGAUCCACAACUUUAAACAGGGUGACCAGGUCCUGGUAAAGAAGUGGAGAAAGGAUCCUCUUGCGGAAAGGUGGGAGGGACCCUACCAGGUGCUGCUGACUACACACACAGCUGUUCGCUUAUCAAACAGCGAUAAGUGGACCCACUGCUCGAGGGUAAAGCCUUUUCAUCAGGAGGACACCAACUCCCAGGGUGUGGUCAAUCCGGAAGCUGAUAACACUGGGGAACAAAAAGCCAACAAAUGGAAAAAUGAACCUGCUGGAGGUUUAAAGUUACGCUUGCAAAGAUGUGGACCCUAAUCUAUUUGUUGGGACUCUUGUCCCUUCUAGGUAUAUCGAACCCAAAAGUUAUGUCCACCUGUUGUACUUGUUCUCAAAACAAGCUUGCAACCCUCAGUAAGGCUCAGUACAACUGCAAAAUCGCUUAGCUCUUGAUUAUUUACUUGCCAGUGAAGGAGGGGUAUGUAGGAAGUUAAAUUUGUCCAAUUGUUGUGUUGAAAUAGAUGAUAAUGGUGAAUUGAUAAAGACCUUAGCGGAUGACAUGGAAAAGGUAGCGCAUGUCCCAACCCAAACAUGGAACGGGUGGAAUUUUGAUUGGUUUACAUCCUGGCUUCCCCAGCCUGGAUGGUUAAGGGGUGCGUUAGUGGCCUUCUGUAUACUGAUGUCAACACUUUGUUUGCUUCCCUGUAUGAUACCCUGCUUCAUGGCUCUUCUGAGACGAACUGUUCAGUCAGUCGUCAACCGAGAGAUGUUUGUGCAUUAUCAGAAGGUAGCCAUAGCUGACAGCUAUUAAGAUUAGAGUUAGAAAGCAUCUUGAGGGGGGAAUUGUGGUAAAAAUACAGCAUAAUCUAUACACCCUGCUUUUGUAAUUGUUUAUGCACUCCGCAUGUUUUAACUCUCGCUUCCACACUUAUCACUAAGACAAGUAGACUAACAAUUGAUUUACGAGUAGAACUAAAAUUCUGCAGAUGGAGCCAGGAACGGAUGCAAUAAAUAACUCCUUACAAGAGAUAAGCGAAGAGGGACAGGGAAAAAUGUUGAUGCAAAGAAAUUGUACCCUGACCGAAGGAUGACCAGAGGGGCUUAAGAACUGCCCCUGGGAGGGGAUUUAAGAUGUAAAUGAUACAUGUAUGUAAACCGUCAUAAAACAUGUAACUACUAAGACAUACAAUGCAAGACGUAAUGCUAAGUCUGCCAAUAAUUGCACGACACGUUGAAAUCUAUUGUUUACGUUGGCUAUAAAAAAAAGCUUCAGACACAGUUUGAGGUCGACUCUGAUUUGAGCGACUCAGCUCCCUGGUCGAUCUGUUUGGAAACAAAUAAACUCGAGUUGGACCCGG